Cucurbitaria berberidis CBS 394.84 is the source of this 798-nucleotide messenger RNA. RefSeq lists its product as uncharacterized. The record is from RefSeq and is a predicted model, not a curated record. The transcript has 4 exons. The coding region runs from base 1 to 798 and encodes 265 amino acids. Lineage: Eukaryota; Fungi; Ascomycota; Dothideomycetes; Pleosporales; Cucurbitariaceae.
AUGAAGCUCUUCAACUUCUGCAUUGGCCUGGUUCUCGGCCUCGCCAUCCUCGUUGGCGCAGCUCCCACCCCCGAGGAUGGUGUCUCAGACAUCGAAUUUGUCCCUCUCAACGUCACCGUUCCCAUGAACACGACCGCUAGUGCUGGCUACGACCCUUCAUACGAGUACCACGACUACUCCACGGUACAAGUCUGGAUUGGUGUGACCCAACAGACUGUAGGCUGGGUCAUCGAGAAGGAACUCUAUGAGACUGUCUGGUCCCAGCUCGACCGCUACUGUCCCGACAACUCGAAAGAUCGUUGGGGUGGCAAUAAGUGGGGUUCGUGCCGCGAUCCAAAGGGCCUAGGUUUCCCUACUCAGUGUCUCAUCAACCCGCCCUUCGGCAAUGGCCAGUGCGAAACCACGAUUCAUGACAUCUGGGGCGAGUGGGAGAACGACCAGAUCCGCCGACUCCUCAUCGGCAGCAUCGCCGGCACGCUCGAGGCUCUGACUAAGGAUCAAGCCAUUAUCGGCCCGUCCAACUGCUUCUCUCUUGGCAAUCGCAAGGCCUGUAAUGUUGGAGACAAGGUCCGCGUGAACUUGCCUCCGACGGGUAACAACCAGCGGAACUACAUGCAUGUUCGCAUCUUCAACUACCACAGCCAGUACAGCAACUUCCGUUGCUGCGAGACUCGCGAAAAUGUCGAUCGUGCCAUUGAUGGUCUGGGCAACGAGAUGGUGGACGUCUUCCCUCAGUGGUGGAACCGUGAGUUCGUGCGCGAUACUCGAUGCAUCAUCGACGGGUGGAAGUCUUGCUAG